Aquila chrysaetos chrysaetos is the source of this 3499-nucleotide messenger RNA. It is a transcript of the gene SMIM18, whose product is annotated as small integral membrane protein 18. The record is from RefSeq and is a predicted model, not a curated record. NCBI's taxonomy places the organism in Eukaryota, Metazoa, Chordata, Aves, Accipitriformes, Accipitridae. The transcript is spliced from 2 exons. Bases 635 to 928 code for a protein of 97 amino acids.
AAAAAUUAAUGUCUAUGGAGGACAUUUUACAAAUAAAACAAUCAUAUGUGUAACGAGAGGUCUAAUGUGACUAAAAUUAAUUCAGAGGUACAACAAAUAGUUAAGAUGACUUAUCAUGUAUUUGUUCUGUCAAUUGAAUCAAGAAGAUUAUCGUGUUUAAUCUGCCUGGCUACAGCCUGCUACAGUUCAUGACAAGUAAAUCUAACCACACGGCAAAGCUGGAAAUCUGCAGAUAUUAACACUUCAAACGUCAUGGUUUGACCGGCUGCUUUCCAGCGCAAAGCAAAGCAGGGUCACAGCCACCGUCGCCCUCUCAGCACGCUUCUCCUCUAACAAGCUCAUCACGCGCAAAGAGCAUCCCCAAAAAUGAGAGCGGGAAGGGGUUCGUUUCUUAUUCAAGACAGUAAGAGCCAAAUUUAUGAAUGAUUUACUCCUGGGGUUGAGGGCUUGAUGCAAAUGAGCAUAAAGGAAGUUGUCAGCAGCAUCAUACUCUGGCCAAUGGUAGGAAAGCUCCAUCUUAGCAGUGCCAUAGGCUGCAUUAAAAAAAGGGACCAGAACAGCGCUCUUUCAGCAUCCUUUCAGACAAGAGCCCCCAAAUCCGUGACAGUGAGCACACCAAGACAACUCUUCAAAAAUGGCAACCCUCAACACCACUCACUGGAACGAGACUACAUCAAUUUCCCAGUAUCUGGGCUUUCAAGUGCAAAAAAUUUACCCUUUCCAUGAUAACUGGAACACUGCCUGCUUUAUUAUUCUGAUCAUAUUCAUCUUUACUGUAGUUUCUCUGGUGGUGUUGGCUUUCCUCUAUGAACUGCUAGACUGUUGCUGCUGUGUGAAAAAUAAAACUGUGAAAGACUUGGAGAAUGAACCCAAUCCUGUCAGAGCAAUGAUGAACAGCUUCAGAAAGCAUGAAACAGAGGUGGUGUAGGAAUGACUGAGCAUCAGCACUUGAAGAAUGUUUAACACCUUGAAUGAAGCCUCUUGUAUCUUACAAAUGAGCAAGUCACAUGCUUUUUUUUCUUUUGGACUUAAAUAUAACAGCAACAGUUAUCAUUUUACCUCUGGAUGUGAACUUGAGUAAUUGGCAAAGGCUUUCCGAGUGCUUAGCAGAAGGAUAAUCUGUUGCAAUGUUAUGGGGGGAGAAAAGAUAUUUGUUUUCAAAUGAACUUUUGUUGUUUAUAUUGAGUUACUAGCAUAGAUCUUUGUCUACCUGAACAAACAAAUGUUGCCUAACAUGCAUAAAACUAUGUUGCUUAACUGGAGAAAACGUUUAUAAAAACGCUCAACAAUCUGAUCAUACAUACUGCAAAGACACAGCAGUGUCCUCCCACUGAGGUCAACCACACAGACAUACAAGGGGUGAGAAAAAAGAUACGAGAUAGAAGGGUUGCAUGGCAAGAGAUCCCACGAGACAGGAGACACUUGUGUGAAUUCUUGCCUUUGACAGCUCUUCUUAAUUACGGGUUUCUUGCUUUUAGAAGAGAGGGUGCUGGGAGGAAAAGUAAACCAACAUGAAACGUAUCCCCUAAAAUGGUCUUUUCUAACCUCCUGUGGUACAAUUUGACCCUUUCUCCCUCCCCUUCUCCAGUUCCAGAGAACUGCUCUCCCCUUACUUCAUAUUCAACCUGUUUAACAACUUCUGGGUGUUGAGACGUGACUAAUGCACUACCUUAAGAAUAUCUGACUGUUUCCACAAAAGCAUAUUGUAGUGGCACUACGGUUUAGAAGAAACAGGGACAUUUUUCUGCCCCAAGGCUGCUGCCUCUAUGGUAACCACAACACCACAGGGAGUCAGACAUGCUGGAGAUUAACUUUUCAAAGCUGAACUGGAACCGACUGAGUUCUCGCCAAGGAACACAAGCAGACGGGUCGCAGAUCUCCCACACCGAUGACAGUAAUUUCGCUCAGCCUGCACACAGCUUUCAGGUGUCGACAUGUUUCACAAAGGAGGCCACACCAGGAUAAGCCUUGUGCUAAAGACGGCAGGAUGGAUGCACGGCAAGAAGCGACUUCAUUUUGCACAAGAGAAUCUCAGCUUGCUUCAUCCGCCUGCCGAUGCAUCCCAAAGAGUUCACACUCACACCUUUCUCACAAACUGACCGCCUAACACUCAGACCUCUAGCUCAACAGAUUGUUUUUCUUCUGUAGCUGCGUUGCAUCUAUAGUUUUUAAAACCAUAAAAGUUUUGCAGUUACAAAUUACAACUGUAAUAAUGACGUCCAACAGCGUGGCCAUCAGUAAGGCCUGAUUAAGUCUUUCAAACUCCUGAACCCACAGAGAAGCAGGCCAGCGAGAAAUGUCCCAGACCAAAGCUACAUGUGGGACGAGAUAUUUAACUAUAUAAAACCCAAAUAAUAUUCCUGUCAUUAGGGAAACAAAACCCACCUAGUGGCCAAAUGGACCAGUAAGCUACAACGCUGAUCUUGCAGUCUAUCCACAUCAGAAAUAGCUCUGUGCUAUGGCCAGUACCUGUAAUUAUCUCUUUUUUUUUUUUUUUUUUUUUAAAUAUAUAAACUGCCUCUAUCAGGUUCAGUAUGCCUCAGCUCCAGAAGAUCCAGACACAAUGAAAGACUCACUAAUUUGACUCGUGCUCUUCCUGGUCAGUGAGAUGGAGUCACAAGACACGCAGGCCACUACUAACCAGCGCAGCCAGUCCAGUGAUUCACCUGGAGAAGCAACCUCCCUUCUGCAAUCACAAAAUGACACUACCACCGCUGCAACCAUUCAUCUCAGAUACACUUGUUACGGUGAAGUCCCGCCAGUACCAGUCCCACGUGCAGCGAAUGCUUUUAGCUAAGAAUCAAACUAUAAGCACAAUUAACGGAAGCUGACACCCCAGGUACAAGACAACUUAGGAUCAACACCAAGACGUACGACGAAGCUAGUGUUAGUGACAAUAAUGCUUUCUGCUGUCAGGGACACCGGGUAGAUGCCUCAUUACGUUCUGCUGUAUUUGACAGUGUCAGCCCUGAGAGACCCGUGUCCUGCUCAAGAUAGGCAACGGUAGCCGUCGGGAUGCACUGAAUUAAUUAACAUGCCUCUUUCCUGAAAGCAAACACUCUGAACAGCAACAGGACUGCUGGCCACUUGCAGCGUCCCUACAAAAUGCUCAAUAUCGCUGCACACAAGAAGGCAGUGUACAGGAAGUAACACGGCUAGCCUCUGCUACGCUGGCUUCGUGUUCUCAUGCCUCCCUGAGAAGCACAUGCAAUGACAAAUCUUGGGACUCAUUCCAGCUACUUAUUUCACAGAUCUAUAAAGGGGGCUGGGUGUUUGCACAAGGAACAGAAGACAAAGAUCUACCCUUGCACAGCCCUAGAGCCUCAGGACAAUUCUUUCCCAAAUGUAGACCAAGUCAUGAAACAGCUCCUGGAGAUUUCAGCUCUCAACUACUGUUGUCUAAGACCAUCAAGACAAAGGUCUUAAGAUAAAGACUAAGGCUUUAGGCACAACUUACUAUUCAUUAAUAAAAAGAAAUAAACAGCUAUGAUCAAUUUCA